GCUAGCUCUCGCACCACCCCUCGCACGCCUGACACACUGCACACAGCAUGGAUUCUGCGUACGACCACAUCCAGGAAGAGAGCUACCCCCAGGAUCAGGCCAAGAAGCCGGCUGGCGAGAGCAGCUCCGACGCGCCGCCCGGCAACUUCAACUCCGAGGUCCAGGAAGCCUACAAGGCCAUAUCGAGCAGCCCGUGGGCGGCGCGGAUAGGCGGCUUCUGGCAGACGGCGAAGAAGCAGGGCGAGCAAUACUACGACACAGCGACAACCAGCAAACAAUACAAGGAAGCCACCACGGGCGUCUCGAACCUCAUCAGCCAUGCGCGCAACCUAUCCGUGCAGGCAGGCGACGCUACUGCCCCCGCCACAGCGAAAGACACACCGGUAGAGCAGGAUGCAGACAAGGAGGACAUGACCCCCCACCCAGACCGCCCGGAGUCGCUCACCGCCGACAUUGUCAAGGAAGCGCAGGGCAUCGUCUCGCUCUUCCGCUUCAACGCCACAAAGCGCCUCAAAGAGCUGCAAAAGGCCGAAGACGCCGCCGACGAAGCCCUCCUCAAGUUCGGCGCCAACAUGCGCAACUUCCUCAGCGAGGCCGUCAGCAUCGCGCCCCCGGCGUCCGGCUCGCAGGCCGAGAAGGACGGCACCGUGCUCUUCGAGUCCAAGGACAGCAGCGGCAAGAAGGUCGUCCACGCCACCCGCUUCGACGCCCAGCUGCACGUCAUCCACUCGACGCUGGACUCGUUCCUCAAGGACCCGGCGAGCCCGCAGUGGGACGAAUGGAAGAAGACGUUCGACGCCGAGAAGAAGACAGAUGCCAUCGCAAAGGAUCUCGAGAAGCACGACGAGCUGCGCAGCGCCAUGGAGAAGGUUGUCCCCGAGAAAGUCGACUACCCGACCUUCUGGUGCAGAUACUACUUCCUGCGCCACAUCAUCGAGAGCGAGGAGCAGCGCCGCCGCGAACUGCUGAAAGCGUCUGCCCCCGCCGCCGCUGACGAAGAGGUAGGCUGGUCCUCCGGCUCCGACGACGACGACGACGAGGCUCCCGCGAAGACAGCGACCAAUCCUGCCUCCGCUGCCACCCCUGUCCCCGCCGCCACAGCCCCGAAACCCGCCUCCACCCCUGACCUCGCCAAGAGCCAGACCACCAUCAAACCCGCCGACGCCGACUCCGACUCGCUGAAGCCCGCGCAACCGCGCCGCUCAAACGACGAGAAGAGCGUGGCCGACAGCGACGCCUCGUACGAUGUAGUUAGUGGAGCGACAAGUCGGGCGCCGAGUAGGGCGCCGGGGAGUCCGAAGGCGAAGGCGGCGGAGGCGAAGAAGGUGGAGGAGGAGAGCGAUGAUGACGACUGGGAGUAGGCGGUGGGUUUGGGAUGGAUGGAGGGGCGUAUUGGCGUAUUGGCUGGUAGCUGUAGGCUAUCAUAUCAGAGCUGGCACUUGUAUUGGCUGGGGAAUCAAUCUUGUGGUCAAUUAU
Messenger RNA from Boeremia exigua, 1476 nucleotides. RefSeq lists its product as uncharacterized. The transcript is spliced from 3 exons. NCBI's taxonomy places the organism in Eukaryota, Fungi, Ascomycota, Dothideomycetes, Pleosporales, Didymellaceae. The record is from RefSeq and is a predicted model, not a curated record. Gene Ontology annotation, cellular component: cytoplasm. The coding region runs from base 48 to 1361 and encodes 437 amino acids.